Molecule: messenger RNA, 9255 nt
Organism: Lymnaea stagnalis (great pond snail)
Lineage: Eukaryota; Metazoa; Mollusca; Gastropoda; Lymnaeidae
Source: the annotation of a GenBank genome assembly
AUUCAGAUUAACUGCGGUCUAUUAUAUAUUAACCGCGGAUUCUUAUGGGUAGCUACGAUCUGUAAAUAACAACAUUAACUGACGUUCGUUCCCGUACCGUCAUCUCCAUUUCGUUUAUUGCAUUGCGAAAAUGCCAGGUGGGUAGAAAAUUAAUAGAUUAUAUAUGCUCAAGUAUUAAUCUAAAAAAAAGACUCAGAAAAAGUUUAUACGUCUGCUGCGAUGUCUGUGAUUACCGUUUCUGUGAAUGGAUUAUUGUAAUGAUUAUUGAUUAUUGUAAUGGUAGGAGUAGGAAUGACCAAUGCCGAUGGUCUGGACGUGACGUGGGGUGGGGGCGGAGGGGUAGUAAUAGCCUUAAAAUAUUACUAUUACUAAACAAAAUUAAUAAUAGGCUUAGGCCAGUAUAUAAAAAUUACUCCCCUUUUCAUAAUAAUAGGUCGUGCCCAUUCAUUCAUUAAUUCUUUGGCCUGUUGACAGUUGAAUGUUGUAAUUUACUAAUGACUAAUGGCGUCAUUGAAACCUGAAAAUAUAUCACUAUCAGUUAUUAGUAUCGCAGAUACUUUCUACUGUAAAAUGUUUGUAAAAUAAUUCUUCACCCAAUUAUUUGUAUUUGGUGUAUUUUAAUCUUUUGGAAUCACAAUUGCUUAAACUUAAAUCAUUAUCAUUAUCUACAUUCUACAUUAUUUAUUUAAAUUUAAGAUCUACUAGAGACUAGAUAGAUAGAGUGAUUAAAAUUACUUGAACAACUUUCUUAUUUAUUUACUUUCUAUUUAUUAGUAAGUCUUAUAGUUAUAGUACUUAAAAUAGUAAGUUUUAGAAGGUUUUUUUUCAAAUAUAAAAUUUAAUCUAAAAUUAAAUUAUCUUGAAUUUUUUUUCUCAAAUCAAAUGAAUGCCUGCAACAGUUGCAAAUUCAAAUCCAGCAAACUAUCAGUCAAUUCAUGAUGCUGUUAGAAAGAGUGACGUUUUGCACCUAGAGCUCAUGGUAAAAAAUGGUGCCAGUGCCAAUGAAGUAGAGCCAAAAGACAAAUUUACUCCACUACACACUGCCUGUAAUGCUGGUGCUCUAGAGGUUUGUAUGUCAUUUUUUUUUUUUAAACUUAAUUAUUUGAGAGUAUUAUUAAAUUUUAAAUACAUUUUUCUAUUAUAUAUUUACAGCUGGCUAUUACAAAAACAAAUAUACAUUGGCUUUAUCAAUUUUAUACAUUUUAAUAGCAUAAAUCUCUGUAGUAAGUGUUAAUUUUAUUCUUUUUAACUAGCUAUUUUGAAAUUUAAAGUUGUAUUGGUGACCAUAGUUCUAUUGUUCUGCUAAAAAUAUUUUAAUUAUGUAUAAGUAUAUGUUAUUGAAUAAAUCAUUUAAAUGAGGAGUUAAUGCAUAAAUAACAGUUUGCUUUCUCUUAUUGAAUUACACGUUUUUAACAAACUUCUGCUAAGCAAGUAUCCCAAUAGGUUUAUUAGAAGAAGUUAAUAAAAUUCACAGUAUUGUUUUACUUUGAACAUCACUACAAUUUUAUAAUCAAUAUAUAGUAUAUUUUCCUAUUAUUGUUUCUUCUGUCAGUGUGUUCACUGGUUAUUGUGGCAUGGAGCAGAUCCCACUGUCACAACUCCAAGAGGCUGGACUCCAGCACAUAUUGCUGCAAUUAGAGGUUUUGAGAAUUGCAUAGAGGUUUGUAAAAUAAUUAGACUAAAAAACAUACAUGGGAAACUUGAUUGUUUGGGACAGGAGUAUAACAUUUUAAAGGCUCAAAAACAUCAUUGGUGGAAAGUGAAGUCUUAAAGUGAAUAAAUAAUGAUAUAAAAAUAAUUUUCCUAGAUAUAUUUUCUUGGAUAAUGUGCCAGACCUGUCAAUCUCCUUCAAUGAAUUCUGUAUUCCUGAUAAAUUUUUAAAUUUAAUUUUGUUCAAAAACUACUUUGCCUUUAUUUUUACAAUGAUUUUUAAAACUUAUUCCACAUUUUUUUCAGGCAUUGGCAAAUAAUGGUGUCAGCCUGUCUGCAAAAGACUCAAGGGGACAGACACCACUUCACUUGGCAGCAGCUCAUGGUCAUUCCUUUUGUUUAAAUACCAUUCUUCGAUCUGGUGCUGUAAGUAUAAAAUAUGCAUUAACUCAUUCCCUACUGAGUUUUGUCUGUGUUAGGACUGACUAAAAAUUAUGGUGCAUGAAACAUUUAAUUCUGCAGACUGAAGACAAUCAAUAUUUUUUCAAACCUAUUAAUAAUAUAGCAUUGAUAUCAAUGGAAAAAGAAAUUAAAGCUGGGUUGAAAUAUAAAAUAAAAUACAUAUAUAUAAUAUAUGGCUUAUUUUUAUUCAUGGAAAGAAAGUUGUUUUAAAAUGUUCUUUAGUCAUAUACACAAAAUAAAAUUUUUAUGCAUAACAUUCUUUGUUAUUUUUUAGAAAAUAUCCUUGUUUCAUUACACUGGAAAUGAAAGUUUGUUUUAAUUUAUAAGUGAAAAAACCCCCACCAACAAAAACUUUUAAAACUGAUUGAGUUAGCUUUAAUAACACAAAAAUUACAUAAUAUUAUAUAGAUCAACAAAUUGACACUUCAUUUGUAAUUAAUUUUCUGAAUCUGAUAUACACCUAAAAUAUUUUAAACAAGGCAUUACUGUCUUUUAAAUGGAAUAACUUAAACUCGAUUCUAAUUUUUCAUAUCAGUCAGUCAAAUUUUUUUCAAAAUUAAUUAUCAAUAUCAGGAUGUGAGAGUUGUAGACAACAUGGGCUGGACCCCUGUCCAUGCAGCUGCCUAUCAUGGGAGACUGGGAUGCAUUCAACUCCUGCUAAAAUGGGGAGGUGUGCCGGAUGAAGUUGACAACAAUGGGAACACGCCAGGUAGAACUUGUCUUGAAUGUUUCAGGGUUUCACCGUUCCAUUAUUUACAUAUUAAACUAUAUCUAAUGUUAUUUAUUUUUUAAAACAUUUUUAAAUUUAAAAGACUAUAUUUAGGACAUUCAUUAAAAGACUAUAUUUAGGACAUUCAUUAAAAGACUACAUUUAGAAAAUUCAGUACAAAACUAUAUUGAGGACAUUCAAUAAAUGAACUAAAAUUGCUUUGCAUAAGUUAUUCUUCUCACUGUACUCUCUAACUCCACCUAUUUGUUUUUCCUUCUCUUAAAAGCACAUUUAGCUGCAGCAGAGGGUAACCUCCCUUGCCUCAAGUUUCUUGUUUGUAACAAUGGUAAUGCCCCUUCUGUACUCUCCGCUCGCAACGAUCAUGGGGAGACUCCGAAAGAUCUUGCCCAGCAGUUUUACAAGGAUAACAUUUUGGAGUAUAUAAAACACAUUGAAGAUGAACAGGAUAACCCAGAGGAUGGGGAAAGUAGGUCAUCAGCGAAGUAGAUUUGUGGAUUCAUCUUUGCUUUGGUUGAGUUUAAACUUUAACCAUUAUUUUCAAAUCUGUCUUUUUUUAUAACAAAAGUUACUGAAGCAAAGAUUCACUUUUGCACAAUUAUUGAUUUAUUUAAUUUUUUUAAUGUAUUAUAUAGUUAAUUGGUUAAAACUUGUUGCAUCUUUUACACAAUCAGCAAAUAUUAAACAAAAUCCCCUUUGAUGAAAAUCAUUACCCUUCAUUGGUAACUUACAGCGGUAAUUAAAAAUGACAAUGUUAUUUUUCAUCAUUACCUCUGAUCCUCACCCAUGACAGUUUUUUUGUGUGAUCAAAUUCAUUUUUUAAUUUCAGAUUUGUCCUUCCCUGCUCAUGUAGCGGCUUACAAUGGAGACCUUGACCAUGUCAGGAUGUUGGUUGAGAACGGUGUUAUCAAUAUUAAUGAAAGGGACGAUAAGGGGGCCACACUUGCUCACAAAGGUAAAUUUAGGGUGUUUGACAAUUCUCCCUUAGGCCCCUAUGUAACUUAAGAAGUGGUUAAAAGAUUAAAAGAAUUUUCUAUAAUAUAUAGAUUUGUCAUCUUUGACUCAGAUGUGACUCAUCAAAGUGGCAUUUUUGCGGUCCACUGUAUUGCAUGAGUGUAAAUUAUUUAAGUGUCUAGUAUGGACCCAUUCAAUGUGUACCAAUAAUUAUAAAAAGACAAAGAAAACGAUAGACACAUGCUUAAUGGAAAUGAUAAAGAUAUAAAGGAAAUGUUAUUUGUUCUUGUUACUUAAAGAUAGAAUUUUUGUCUGAGGCGUGUCUGGGGUGGAGGAGUUUGCUGUAGAAAUUCCAGUGUGUGUGGCAAACACUAGUACUUUCCACUCCAACCUCCUCCACCACUUUUUUUUUUCCUAUUUCCCUAAAGUUUAACAGCAGUCAACUUAUGAUACAUAAAUAAUAGCUGUCUGUCUUCCUUCCCUGUUGACAAUCCUUGCAGCUGCUGGCCAGGGACACAUCCACAUCCUGCAAUGGCUUUUAGAAAUGGGAGCCAACAUGAACAUCACCAACCAAGCUGGUGAAACACCUUGCGACGUUGCCAGGAGAUUUGCACAGCUUGCUUGUGCCAAACUUUUGGGUGGAGCCAGUUCAGGUAAGCCUGAACAGUUGGAACUGAGGACUCUAUGACAUUCACAAAUCCAAGUUGAGUAGAUCCCACAAAAGAUGUUUACCACUUCAGAUAAAAAUAUAAAAGCAUUCAAAGUCACCAAUUCAAAAAUUUUCAGGAAAUUUUUACAAUUUUAAAUUUUUAGGUUAGAUAAGUUUGUAAGACUUGGCAUCUACAAUAAAUGAUGAAUAAACUUUUCAAAUAAUUAAUAUUGUAUGUUACAUAUUUGUUUAAAAAAGGACUCUUAGAAAUUGUGGUAUUUCAUCAAUAAUUACUGUGCAACAGAUAAUGAGGGACAACUUGCAUUUUAUUAUUUUAUAAUUCUUUUUUUUUUAAAAUAAAUUGAAAUAAAUAUUAUUUUGUUAUUAAUUGUGUUAAAUUUUCAUGUUGGACAAAUUCUUUUAAAUUUCCUUAUAAAUGGUGCUAAAAUUAUAAUUCCUUUAUUGCUAGUAAUUACUAUGCUGAUUUUCCUUAUAGAAAAUCCAUAUUUAUAAUACUCUCUCAUCAAGCAGCAGUCACAAUGUUAAAUCUUUCUUUUUUUUCCCCACAGAUGAAGCAGAAGAGCUGGUGGUUGGAUUAGAGAGUGAAGGAGAAGAGGAGGAGGAGGGAGAUGGAGUAAAAAGGAAAGCAAGGAGGUCAAAAAAGGCUCAGGAUAAUGCAAAAGGUGACAGAGAGAUUGGAACUUAUAAUAAUAAUAUUUUUGUUUUUAGAAAGGAUGAGAACAUGAUAUACUGAGAACAUGAUAUACUGAGAACAUGAUAUACUGAGAACAUGAUAUACUGAGAACAUGAUAUACUGAGAACAUGAUAUACUGAGAACAUGAUAUACUGAGAACAUGAUAUACUGAGAACAUGAUAUACUGAGAACAUGAUAUACUGAGAACAUGAUAUACUGAGAACAUGAUAUACUGAGAACAUGAUAUACUGAGAACAUGAUAUACUGAGAACAUGAUAUACUGAGAACAUGAUAUACUGAGAACAUGAUAUACUGAGAACAUGAUAUACUGAGAAUAUGAUAUACUGAGAACAUGAUAUACUGAGAACAUUAUAUACAGAGAACAUGAUAUACUGAGAACAUGAUAAACUGAGAAUAUGAUAUCCUGAGAACAUGAUGUACUGAGAACAUGAUGUAAUGAGCAUCUAAUGCUGAGAAAACAAUAUGUUGUAAGUAUUUAAAUUCUUAAUUAGGCUCCAUAAUUUAGUGUUAUGGGGGGAUAUCAUGAGAUGUAAGACUGUGUACUGAGAAACCACACCUCUGGCUACCUCAUUACAUUACAUAAGCUACCUCAAUACCUGGCUACCUCAUUACACAAGGUACCUCAAUACCCAAGCUACUACAUGACUCGAGCUACCUCAUUACCCAAGCUACCUCAAUACCUAAAUACCACACUACCCAAGCUACCUCAAUACCCAAGCUACCUCAGUACCUGGCUACUUCAUUACAUUACAUAAGCUACCCCAAUGCAUGGCUACCCCAUUACACAAGCUACCUCAAUACCCAAGCUACCUCAUUUUGCAAGCAACUUUAACCCAUAAAUCAGUGUUACUGCUUGUAAGAAUGUGAGGGAAAGAGUUAAAAUAAAACUUUGUGGGUGCUUCCUCUAAAAUAAUAGAACAUAAAAACAGAGCUCAGUGGCAUUACUCUUUAACUAGUUCCAAAAGGUCUAGUGUGCAACUUUAACCAAUGACAGGAAUGUUACUCAAUAGAAAAAAAAACUAUUGGGGGGGGGGGGGAUUCCCAAGAAAUAUAGAACAUAAAAACAGAGCUCAGUGGCAUUACUCUUUAACUAGUUCCAAAAGGUCUAGUGUGCAACUUUAACCAAUGACAGGAAUGUUACUCAAUAGAAAAAAAAACUAUUGGGGGGGGGGGGAUUCCCAGGAAAUAUGUCUAAUGUUACUAUUUCAAAAUAGUUACUCUAAUAUUAAUUUAAAUAACAACAGGAGAUAAAUAUAACCCCCUUCACCAUCUCAUCACUCAGGUCGAGCUAAAAUGAAGGUGGACGAGCUUGAACAUUUACUGGACAUUGCGAAAAAGAAUUACGUACAACUGGGAGGAUCUCUAGAGGAGGACAGGAAGCGACUGAGAGAAAUAAGGGACAAAGACCAGUAAGUUUUGGAAUGACCCUUUCAGUAGCCAUUUUAACAAUGCAGACAGACAGUUAAUUUUAAAAAAAUGUGAUAUUAAAAAAAAAUGCUGUCUAAGUUCUUGUCUUGUUUUGCGGAGAUUAAGAAUGUCAAUGUAUCUGGCAUCAGCCCUUUUGAGUACAACCUGUUUUUAAAAAAAGAACCUCAUAGAAACCCAUCAGAGACGUCUCAUGGACACCGCCGCUCAUAGAAAUUUCUCAUAGAAAUUCCUUAUGAAACCCCUAAAAACCUCUCAGAGAAAGCCGUCUUAGAAAUCCCUCAUUAAAAUACCCCACAUAGUAUAGACAUUCUCAUAGAAACCUCUCAAAGAAAUCCUCAUAGAAACCUCUCAAAUACAUUCUCAUGGAAAUAUCUCAAAGAAAUUCCCAUAGAAGCCCUUCAUAAAUCCCUGACUUAAUGUACUUCUCAUGUUGCCUGUAACAGAACCAUCAAUGAGCUGGAGGCCCAGCUGGACUAUGAAAAACUUAAGAGGGAAAAGCUUGAGGCACAGCUGGACCAGUACAGACGAGAAAUUGGAUACCUCAGCUCACAGAUUGAGAACAUGCAGAUAAGCAUGGUGAGUGACCUGAUUUCCAAUGAUGUAUAUUUUAUCUGGUGCUAGCAUAAUUUAAAAUAAAGGGGUGUCAUUUUGGGGGGGCUAUUAUGUUCCAUAAUCCGCCACACUAUUUACAAUAAAUCAAAUAAGUAGGGUGAAAUCCGACAUGUGUGCACGUUACGAAUUCUGUUAAAAGCACUUGCUUUCAUAUUCCAGGCUGUUGAAGAGCCAGACCACCAUGGUGAAAGGAACAAGAAGAAGAAACAGAGGAAGAAGAGCUACGACGAUGGAGGCAUCUUCAUCAAGCGCAACCUAUCCGCGCCCAACAAAGGGACGAAAUUUAAGAGGGUCCUGUAAGUCAGGCUGGCUUACUGCACCCAUUUCAUGUACCACAACAUUUCUAAAUAAUUGUUUCAUAGAUUUAUUAUUAGAUUCCACAAAUUUAAGCAAGAAGAACAAUGCAUCUUUUCAAAGGUUUUACAACAGGAGAUAAAAAGAGUGACAUCUUUUGAUCCAUUCAUGAUAUAUUUUUAUUUGUCUUUUCAUUUGUCUUUUUUUUGUUGUAAUUUUUAUUUGUCUUUUUUUUUGUGUCGCCAUGAAUGACUAUAAAUUAAAAUAUUAUUUUUAAUGAAUUUGAAGUAAGUACCUCAUCAUUUUUUUUAAACACAAUCAUUUAUAAUAAUAGUUAUUGGCUGGAACGACACAGUUUUUGUUAUUACAAAAGAAAUAGUUUUCUUCCAUGUGUGAUGAAAGUUAUAAGCAAACCAAUUCUGGUGAGUGGCAUCAUUUUAACAAUGUUAUUAAAAGACAAAUGUCUGAAUCUCUACAAUGAAUAGAUACUUGAUUUCAUUUUUAAAUAUAUCUCUUCAUAACAUAGCAAUUCUUUACUUAAACUAUUUUUAUCGUUACGCAUGAAAGUAAUUUUUUUUAAAAAUAAUAUAAUGCAUGAGAAUGGGUGUUUCUUAAAUGUGCCAAAGAAUUUAAAUUAAAAGAAAAGUAAAAUUAUUUCCCCCCUAGUCCUGGUUUUGUAAAGACCUAUAAAAAUGUAGAUUUUUGUGUUGCAGCUGAUAUUUUUAUUUUUAACUUUUGAAUUCAUGUCAAUUACUUUUGUGUCACUGUAUAAAAAAAAAUGCACUUGCAUUAUUUGCUUUAAUCGUAUCAAAUCAGCCAUUCAAAUUCCACCCAAGCUGUAAAAUUGGUGAAGCUAUAGAUCUGCAUUGGUCAUGACUAGAGGCGGGGGUUUUGCAAGGAGUUAGGUUCAGGCAUUCUGUAUUAAGAUUACGCAGACUCUUUUCUAUGGGAGAGUUUGGGGAGGCAACUCAAUAAAGAUCCAAAUCUGAGUUAGUGGCUUUUAUAUCAUGAUUAUUUUCAUGUGAUAAUUUUUGACAUUUACAGGUUAGACAUUAUAGAAAAGUUAUUUUUCAUUCAAGUUUCUAACAAAGUACUUCUCUGAUUAUUUGAUGAUUUAUUUUUUUUACUUGAAGAGACAAUUGUAAAAGGAUGUAAAUAAAGGAUGAAUAAAAUUUGAUUUAAUACAAGUGAAAUUUGUAAACAUUGUUUAUGUACAAUUGUAUAUCAGCUAAAUGUCAGACAUAAAACAUUAGCUAAAUGUCAGACAUAGUAAAAUUAGCUAAAUGUUAAACACAAAGCAUUAGCUAAAUGUCAGAUGCAAAACAUUAGCUAAAUGUCAGACACUAAACAUUAGCCAAAUGUCAUGGACAAUACAACCACUGAAUAUCAAUACAUUUUAACGUUGUCAGACAUUCAUAUAACAUAGGCCUACUGCUAGCUGAUGGUUAAAUUACAGAUUGAAGGAGAGGAGGAGCUGGGGUCAAUAGUCCUACAGGCAUUAUACAUAAGUUAAAUCUGUAUAUAAGCUUAACUUCAGACAUUUGGGCAUUAUAAUUGUUUUAGUGUCAAAUGUUUAGCUACUACACACCAGCUUAAUGUCAGGCACUUCAGACAUUUGGCCAUUUUAUAUUGUUUUAGUGUCAGAUGUUUAGCUACUAUACACCAGCUUAAUGUCAGGCAUUUGUCAUUAUCUAAAUGCCUGGCAUUAUAGUAUGUUAAAUGCCACAUGUAAUACACCAGUUAUAUGGCAGAUAUUUCAGCGCU